UAAACGCUCGCUGGGCGAGCUCCGUGCGAUUAGCGAGAGGUAGCGCCCGUGUGGGGUAGGUCUGGGUCUGCGGGUCCCGGAGCGAGCCCACCAGGGAGCGAGAGGCCCAGCGACGGGAGUCGGAGUCGGAGAGUCUCGAGACCCGAGCGGAACCGGAGCCGGAGCGCACCGCCCGUCGCCGCCCGCGCACUCGGCGCUGCCAGAGCCACCGGCGCCGCGCGGCCAUGGAGCCCAGCAGCAAGAAAGUGACGGGCCGCCUCAUGCUGGCUGUAGGAGGGGCAGUGCUUGGAUCGCUGCAGUUUGGCUACAACACUGGAGUCAUCAAUGCCCCCCAGAAGGUGAUUGAAGAGUUCUACAACCAGACAUGGGUCCAUCGCUAUGGGGAGCCCAUCUUGCCGGCCACACUCACCACACUCUGGUCUCUCUCAGUGGCCAUCUUCUCUGUCGGAGGCAUGAUCGGCUCUUUCUCUGUGGGCCUAUUUGUUAACCGUUUUGGCCGGCGGAACUCCAUGCUCAUGAUGAACCUGCUAGCCUUCCUGUCUUCUGUGCUCAUGGGCUUUUCGAAACUGGGCAAGUCCUUUGAGAUGCUGAUCUUGGGCCGCUUCAUCAUUGGUGUAUACUGUGGCCUGACCACAGGCUUCGUGCCCAUGUAUGUCGGGGAGGUGUCACCUACAGCUCUUCGUGGGGCCCUGGGCACCCUGCAUCAGCUGGGCAUCGUCAUUGGCAUCCUUAUCGCCCAGGUGUUCGGCCUGGACUCCAUCAUGGGUAACGAGGAUCUGUGGCCCCUGCUGCUGAGUGUCAUCUUCAUCCCAGCCCUGCUGCAGUGCAUCCUGCUGCCCUUCUGCCCCGAGAGUCCCCGCUUCCUGCUCAUCAACCGCAACGAGGAGAAUCGGGCCAAGAGUGUGCUGAAGAAGCUGCGCGGGACAGCUGAUGUGACCCACGACCUGCAGGAGAUGAAGGAGGAGAGCAGACAGAUGAUGCGGGAAAAGAAGGUCACCAUCCUGGAGCUGUUCCGCUCGCCCGCCUACCGCCAGCCCAUCCUCAUCGCUGUGGUGCUGCAGCUGUCCCAGCAGCUGUCGGGCAUCAACGCUGUGUUCUAUUACUCCACGAGCAUUUUCCAGAAGGCGGGAGUACAGCAGCCUGUGUAUGCCACCAUCGGCUCCGGCAUCGUCAACACGGCCUUCACUGUCGUAUCGCUCUUCGUGGUGGAGAGAGCCGGCCGUCGGACCCUGCACCUCAUAGGCCUGGCUGGCAUGGCAGGCUGUGCUGUGCUCAUGACCAUUGCACUGGCAUUGCUGGAGCAGCUGCCGUGGAUGUCCUACCUAAGCAUCGUGGCCAUCUUUGGCUUUGUGGCCUUCUUUGAAGUGGGCCCAGGCCCCAUCCCAUGGUUCAUUGUGGCCGAACUCUUCAGUCAGGGUCCCCGCCCAGCUGCUUUUGCAGUCGCUGGCUUCUCCAACUGGACCUCAAAUUUCAUUGUGGGCAUGUGCUUCCAAUAUGUGGAGCAACUGUGUGGUCCCUACGUCUUUAUCAUCUUCACUGUGCUCCUGAUUCUGUUCUUUAUCUUCACCUACUUCAAAGUUCCUGAGACUAAAGGCCGCACCUUUGAUGAGAUUGCUUCUGGCUUCCGGCAGGGGGGAGCCAGCCAGAGUGACAAGACACCAGAGGAGCUGUUCCAUCCUCUGGGGGCUGAUUCCCAAGUGUGAGGUGCCCCAUACCACCUGCCCGGCCUACUCCCAGCAGUCCCAAGGAUAUUUCUGGAGCACAGGCAGCUGGAUGAGACUUCCAAACUGACAGUUGUCAACUGAGCCGGGCUUGGGGCUUGUUUCUUCAGCCAGCAACGAUAUCCAGAGAAUAUUCAGGACUUUAAAGGCUCCAGGAUUUUAACUAAAGCAAGACUGUUGCUCAGAUCUAUUCAGAGAAGCAACAGGUUUUAUAAUUUUUUUAUUACUGAUUUUGUUAUUAUUUUUUUAUCAGCCAAUCUCCUGUUCCCACAACCCAGGCUUCACCCUGUACGGCCGGCCCAGUGUCUCAGGGUGGGGACCAAGCCCUGUCCAGACACAAUGCCUUCUUCGCCAAGAUAAUCUGUAGGGCUGGACCUAUGACCAAGGACACACUAAUCGAACUAUGAACUACAAAGCUUCUACCCCUGGAGGUGGAACAGUCACCUCUUUCUGCAGGCCUGGACUUCCUUGCCCUAGGAGUCAGGUUUCAUUUUAGGAUUUGCCCAUUCCUAUCUCUUCCCACCCCUUCACUCAAAUUAAUCUUUCCUUGCCUAAGACCAGUUGGAAGCACUGGAGUGCAGGGAGGAGAGGGGAAGGGCUAGACUGGGCUGCCAGGUUCUAGUCUCCUGUGCACUGAGGGCCAGACGAUCACCACCAUGAGAGAAGGGCCGUAGGAGGCUGAGAACUCACUGCUGAAGAAGACAUGGACACUCCUGCCCUGCUAUGUAUAGAUGGAAGAUAUUUAUAUAUAUUUUUGGUUGUCAAUAUUAAAUACAGACACUAAGUUAUAGUCUCUCUGGACAAACCAACUUGUAAAUACACCAACACACUCCUUCUGUAACUUACCUAAACAGAUAUAAAUGGCUGGUUUUUAGAAA
Perognathus longimembris pacificus (Pacific pocket mouse) is the source of this 2599-nucleotide messenger RNA. It is a transcript of the gene Slc2a1, whose product is annotated as solute carrier family 2 member 1. The coding region runs from base 225 to 1703 and encodes 492 amino acids. Lineage: Eukaryota; Metazoa; Chordata; Mammalia; Rodentia; Heteromyidae. The record is from RefSeq and is a predicted model, not a curated record. Gene Ontology annotation, cellular component: apical plasma membrane; basolateral plasma membrane. The transcript has 10 exons. Gene Ontology annotation, biological process: D-glucose transmembrane transport; response to insulin.